AUGGGCGGAGACUAUGCUGUGAAAUUCGACACGGAGCUGGCGAAAGAUGGCAAAGUGAAACCAGAAGAGCUGUUGGAAUCGUCGCCGGAUUUCGACGACUUGUUUAUUCAAUCAUGGCCAUGGCCGGUGAAUGGUCUGAUCCAUAAUGAUUUUGUCUCAUGGGAAAAUGAAAUGGAGAAGCAACAUGCGGAGACAUGGAAGAAGGUCAGGAUUUACAAUCUGAUGAAAUUCUGUAAGAUGGGAUUGUAUGAUAACAAGGUGCUUCUGGGCGUAACAUCUCGAUUCUGGAGGGGUUCUAGCAAUACCUUCUGUUUGCCAUGGGGAAUGAUAACUCUGAUGCUAUUGGAUGUGGCCGUAAUAACUGGGUUGCCGAUGAUAGCGGAGGUAACAGAAGAUGUUGAUUUGGAAGGACGUAUGGCAGCUGCUAUCGGAGAGAAUCAGCAAAGAGGGCACGGAGGGUACAUACAGGACAAUUGCAACAAAGAUCCGACUGACCUAGUGCAACACAUCAGAUUCCUAGCCUUGUGGCUGAAUUGGUACAUCAUCUGUGAUGUAGCUGGGGGAAUCACCAAAUGCAUGGAGCAAAUCAUCAAUACCUUGCUGCCUGGAGUAUUGAAAGAAGUGGCUCCACUGGAUGCAGAAAUCCCAAAAGUUACAGUGCAAGAUGAGCAAGCACCACCAGGUGAUCAAGCUCAAGGACAAGUUGACGUUCAACCGAGUAAUCAAGUUCGAGCUCAAAAGGUGAUUCAAGAUCCAUUAGCCAAUAUUGGAGGUCCUAUGACGAGGUCUCAAAGGAAGAAAAUGAAUGAAUCGCUCAACAACUUGUUCAUGGAUGUUCAAGCUCUCAAUGUGGAUUCAGUUCCAUGGGAUGUAUACUUGGGUAUGAAUUGUGCAUUAUGCCUAGCACGGAAGCAGACAAUGACAGUCAAUCUGUUAGAAGAAGAUUCAGAAGCAAGUGACACAAGGGUAACACAUGAGCAACCAGAAAAAGAAACAAACAGCAGUCCUUGGCAACGUGUGUCACCACAACCAUCAAGUCAAAAGGCAGCCAAGAAGAACAAUCUGUUUGGGAGGCACAAAGGAUAUUGCAAUGACUGUACAAAAUUGAAGCUGAAAAAGUUUCAGGCUAGGUACCGUCAGGAAUUAAAGAAGGCCUUAACCACCAUCAAGGGAAGUGAUCUGCCCGACACAGUGAAAGGCAUUGUUGGUCUAUUCUUGGCCAAUUUUGAACAAAGGAAGAUUAGCUGCAAAAUCUGUAUAAAACAUGUGCAUGACUAUAAUCAUGCAGCCAUGGCACAUCAAGAGGCAGAACUAAUGGCCAAAAUAUUGGUGGAACAGGCGGUAGAGGCUGCAAGAAAAACCCAAUCCAUGGCUGAAAAACAUGUGGCACUCGAGCAAGAACAUGCAACCACGUGCCAACAAAGGAUAAAAGCAGAUGAAAUUUAUUCAAAGACAGCGCAACAAAGUGCUGUGGCCUUGAAACUCCGUGACAGCAAGGCGGUAGAAGUGAUGAAAGAAAUAGUGCAUUAUGCAAAUGCACAACCAGUUAUUGCAAAAGCUGCCAAAAUGUGGGAUUUCCUGAAGGGUGUGUUGAAAGAUAUCCCUGUACCAACUGCAACACCUUCGACCAGUGUAGCUGGGUAUUGA
Molecule: messenger RNA, 1647 nt
Organism: Oldenlandia corymbosa var. corymbosa
Lineage: Eukaryota; Viridiplantae; Streptophyta; Magnoliopsida; Gentianales; Rubiaceae
Source: the annotation of a GenBank genome assembly